CGUGUCAAAACCCGAAUCUGGUUACAAAUUCACUCAACUUUAACAAACAUCAAUGUUGUAAGGCGAAGCGUAAAAAUAAAAAAUUUAAAAAAUAAAACCAGUUUCCAUUGACAGUUUACCCGAUUAUUUGAACUUACACCUGUCUCAGAUCCAUAUGUGAAAGAUAAUUGUUUCUGACAGAAUUGCAGAAUGGAUUUGACGGUGAAUGAAAAGCCAUAUUCCUCAAACCUUUAUUCUUCUACUUCUUUUCCCUCGUUCUGUUUUUGUCCGUGCUCCUUAGACGCGAGUCCGUCAGAACCGGAGAAAUUGUUUGAGCAGUUAAAAGACUGUUUCUGGGACCAUUUGUUUCCAGCUGAAUGUAUGAGCUAUUGUCCUCAAUGUCGGCAACUUAAAUGUCCAAAGUGUGUUGAGGAAUACAUCAGUGAAUACUAUUGCGACAAUUGUUCACAAAGCAUGCCUGCUGUGGUCGCGAAGGUAAUGAACGGAAAGUGCUCUCAUUGCUACUGUUGUCCUAAGUGCAUGGCCGCGACCAAGUACAUGUACAGUAAGCAGUCAAAGGCCUAUUACAUUGCAUGUCCUAAAUGCAAAUGGAACUCCCAAAGUCUGUGGACAAAUGUCAAGUCAUCAUCCGACUUAGUCGCGUUGUUUCGUAAAAGCUAUGACUCCUACGCAAAUUCGUUUCAAGAAAUACGCGAAAAAGUCAUAUCAGGUUCAUAUAUGGACCUAAUAAACGGGAAAUCAUCUCAGCGACAAGGUGAUCCCGUGGUCUUAUUACCGACAAAUACCGAUAUUAGGUCAGCAGCAGAUCGAAUAAUUCAGCUACAAGCGGCUUCCUUGCAGCAACAGCAAGGUCAGAACAGCAACAAUGAAGAUAAGGACAAAUCACUAGACAUUGUAUUCCCAAUGGCAAGUGUCCCGUGUUAUUCCGACGCAGUAGUAAGCAAUGUCGGGUUUACGGCUCAAAAUAAGAUGUUUACCGAAAGACAACUUCCGAUUCCUGCUCCCUUAAAAGGAAAGCUCUCGCGGCGCUGUCAGAAGUGUUCAGAACAGCUCGAUGAAACUUCCACUUUGUCAGAUUUUCCAGAGUUACGUUUGAUAACAGAUGGUCCGGAGAAAUUCGAACUUCCACGAAUUGUGUUGCGCCCAGGUUUGAUCGAUGAAGCGACCGGCUUGGGCGGCCGAAAGAAGCAGCACAUUUACGAAAUGAAACUUGAAAAUGUAAUGGAGAUCCCCAUUGUUGUUCAAUUGACGCUUCCAAGCAAUUGCAGUCUUUCCACUUUUGAAAAUAUCACGCUAAGCUCAGAUCAGGUUUUUCUAGCACCCUCAAACUACUACCUCUCAAACUCACCAGAUCUAUACGUUCAUCCGAGGAGAUAUAAUAUAAAAUAUACGAGUUCUGCUUUGAUACACAUCUAUAGCGACUGUGAGCUCAUCUUCCGCGAGAAUCCAUUUUCCGUUUUUUUCCCUCUUCACAUACAGUUAUUUUCCUUUCCAAAAUUGGCGCCAUCUCUUAUUAGUGGCGCUGGAAGCGAUCAACUACUAAUAUCGGGAAAUCUCGAGGCAAAUCGAUGCUUCGUUAAUUACUGGCUCUAUUUCACACUUUCACAUUAACCACAUAUAACACACUAUUACACAAGAACUGGUAUAAGCGGUAAACCGAGCCUUAAAUCCUGCGAUUAGGACA
This is a messenger RNA of Schizosaccharomyces japonicus yFS275, 1684 nucleotides long. RefSeq lists its product as hypothetical. Bases 190 to 1611 code for a protein of 473 amino acids. Gene Ontology annotation, cellular component: dynactin complex; cell cortex; stress fiber. The record is from RefSeq and is a predicted model, not a curated record. Lineage: Eukaryota; Fungi; Ascomycota; Schizosaccharomycetes; Schizosaccharomycetales; Schizosaccharomycetaceae. The transcript has a single exon.